UCCAAAUUUAGUUAUCAUUAUAAUUAUUAACAGUUAUUAUUUUUUUUGAACUAAUAUCUAACUAUCGGUAACCACUAACCAUGUUUGACAACAAAUGUUACGGCGAUUAUAUAGCCGCGUCCAUACUGUGGACAGCCGUAUUGGUCUAUGGUUUGAUCAACUGGAUAGUCAGCUGGUGUUGUCUGACUGAACAGGCCAUCAAAUAUUUUAGCAAAGACUGCGACCCGAACGACAGGCAAACCAUUAAAUACCGUUAUCUGGUAACCAUUAUGAUCGACCCGUUUUCGGCUACAGUGGCCAACAAUAUACGCAAACAAUACAACAGCCAUACGGGUGGCGGCAAUCUCUAUGUCGAGUUGAUUACCAAAUCGACGUCGCGUAUGAUAUCCGUUACGGUACCGUUCGGUAAGAUACGUAACGGUAGGGCACACAUACUGUUGUACAGACAGAAACUGUUGAGACCGGUGACCAAAGUACGGGCCAUUCACGAUAUUGUCGAAUCGUUGAUCUAUUUGCGUGGCGUACGCAUUACCGACCAGCUCUACGGCUAUACUGUCUACUAUGGGGUCGAACAGGAUAUUCAAUGCGAAUCAAUGGACCGGGCAGUCGCCCAUCCGAUUGUACUACCGGUGCCCAGACUGCUCAGCGAUGAAAUGUUUGCGCCAAUGUUUGCACAUUUCAAAAACAAUACACUAUCGACAACUAGAAUCAAAUGCGAACUUACAGACAUCCAGUCCAAUGGUGUAGUGUUGGCGCCGGAAAUCAAUCUCUGCGAAGACAUUAUAUUUAUAUCAUGUUUUAUGGCCACCAGUUUCCUAUUGAUUCCGACUAUUGCCCUAUCACUGGACAAAUGGUUGGCAAGCGAAUGGUUGUCGAAAAAUGUCAUACUUGCGGUCACUGUCGUGGCGGCCAGCGGUCUGGCCUACAAUGGUAUCAAUUGUCUGGCACUUGUCUACCGAAGUUGUUUCAAACGGCCGUAUGAGAGACAUUGGUCGCCGAAAACAAAAGAAUUGACAAAAUGCGGAACCUGUUGGUGUUGGACAAGGGCUGGUAUUUUGACAGUCAUGUUGAUGGCGGCCAUAGCUGUAUCGCUAGCGGUUCCGAUCAUUAUCUGUUGUUUAUUGCCAUCGUCAGCCACAACAACAGCGACGGCGGCGGAGGCGGCAGCCGUACCGGUCGAUGAUAGCUCGCCAUCGAUUAGGGUUUCAUUAUUACCAUCAAACGUGACGACAACAACAAUGACCAUCAGCAGCAACACUACGACAACAAUGACAACGAUCACCGAUAAUAAUAAUAUUAAUAAUAAUAAUAAUAAUACGACAGCUAAUGUCAAGAUAGCUAACAACAGUUUUGCUAAACAUUUUGAAAAACAGUGGCUCAAGAAUCGGGAUCUAAAUGAGACACUAGUGAUGACUGUACUGUUGACGGCCACUGUUUGCCUAAGUUUUACUGUUUGGCUAUUUGUUUGCGGUUUUUGCCGCUAUUUAUACUGUUUAGCGGCUACGACCAAAUACAAGUCUUUCGGCGAACUGGUCGACAAUUCCAAAGAUUUUACCGACGAUUCGCUGGAUAAAACUCAUGUUCCGCUGGGAACCGAUGUAGUGAUGAAAGAGCUCAGCUCCGACAACAAAAACCCGACCCUAAAAACAGGAUCCAUUCACCGGCCGAUCAGUCAGUCAAUGUUUGCCGAUCCCGAAAAGUUUCGGAUGGCCAGCGAAAAGUUUAAGAGUCCGCAGGACAAGUCUCCGGCGGCGGCGGCGUCGCCGCAGCCAACGUCAACACCGCCGGCCAAAUCGUCACAACAAAACAAGACAACUAAGACAUCGACAAAACAGAAGACAAUUAAUGAGAAAUCAAUUUCCAGCAGAUCUUAAGUUUAUAUUUUUUAAAAAAAAACAGUAA
This is a messenger RNA of Oppia nitens, 1902 nucleotides long. RefSeq lists its product as uncharacterized. Bases 81 to 1874 code for a protein of 597 amino acids. NCBI's taxonomy places the organism in Eukaryota, Metazoa, Arthropoda, Arachnida, Sarcoptiformes, Oppiidae. The transcript has 3 exons. The record is from RefSeq and is a predicted model, not a curated record.